Molecule: messenger RNA, 1173 nt
Organism: Batrachochytrium dendrobatidis JAM81
Lineage: Eukaryota; Fungi; Chytridiomycota; Chytridiomycetes; Rhizophydiales
Exons: 7
Coding region: 4-1008 (334 amino acids)
Biological process (GO): endoplasmic reticulum to Golgi vesicle-mediated transport
Cellular component (GO): COPII-coated ER to Golgi transport vesicle; endoplasmic reticulum membrane; Golgi membrane
Molecular function (GO): D-mannose binding
Source: RefSeq, a predicted model, not a curated record
GUCAUGUCUGCUAUCCUUCUGCUUGGCACACUGCUGCUGGCUGUUUUAUCAAAUACUUUUGCUCAAUCCAAUGAACUGGACAAUCCUCUUCCUUCCUAUUCAUUGCAGGCUCCUUAUCUCGAAGAUACUCUUUCCAAUCCGUUAUGGGAUUUUGGUGGCGAUGCAAUGAUGGAAGUGAACCGAUACGUUCGGCUUACAACAGAUGCUCGCAGCCAAUCUGGAUGGCUAUGGUCCAAAACACCCAUGACUCACUCCUCUUGGAUGAUUGAAUUUCAAUUCAAGGUAGCUUAUGACGGUGGUAUCAGUGGUGAUGGAUUUGCGUUUUGGUAUACAACCGAGCGUGCUCAAGAAGGUCCUGUCUUUGGAGGAAAGGAUAAAUUUAACGGUCUUGGUUUAUUCUUUGAUACAUAUGCCAAUAGCAAAGUCAAGCAUGUUUUUCCUUAUGUGAUGGCAAUGAUUGGAGAUGGCAAAAAGGAGUACGAUCACGAUUUUGAUGGAAACAAUGCUGAUAUCGGCGGAUGUCAUGCAGAGUUUCGUAAUCGCGAGCAUAUUACCAAAGCCCGUGUCAAGUAUACGGAAAGUGGUCAUUUGCAGCUGGAUUUGAACAUUAUCGGGGAUGAUCAAUGGACUACAUGUCUCAAGGUGGAUAACGUUAAGCUUCCAAAACAAGGAUUUUUUGGAUUUUCUGCAUUGACUGGAGCUGUAUCUUCAAGCCACGAUAUUAUUGAAAUCUCUACAUAUGGAGUAUCCAACGGAUCUGGAGGAAAUAAUGCCACUACAGGAAGCAUGCCUGCUUCUCAUAAAGACGACUAUAAUUCCAACAAACCUACUAAUCAAGGCAGCACCAAGCCUGAAUGGACACGCGAGCAGCAGAAAAAGGCUACGCAAGAGUCGAGAGGUUGGUCUGCGACAAUGAUCAUCCUUAUUAUUUUUGUUGGAGUAGUAGUGGGAUAUGCAGGAUGGGUUAUAUACAAAACUUCAAAGGCAAACAGCUACAAAAGGUUCUAAACCUCGAUCGCUAUUGUCAAUAUCUGAGUUUAUGGAUGUUUUUGUUUUGUUGCGACAGUAAGGGUUAAUGCUUGUUCCGCCGAGAUUGAUACUAUUGGUGACUUUAUAGUGCCAGUCAUGGGCUUGGCAUAAAAAAUGGAAAUAAACGCUUUACAGUUCAAAGUU